AUGGCGACAGCACAGCCUGCGGUCGAGAAGAAGCGCAAGAGGGAGAAGGAGGAGCGGGCCUCUGGCGGCCAGAAGGCGAAGCGCGUCAAGAGCUCGGUGAAAAAUGGUGUGGAAGCGUCAAAAGAGAAUGUAGCUGGGGACAGAGACUCCGGUGCGGCAAAUAGCAGCCUGGCCAACGGGGCUGAUACAAGCACGGUAGAUGCGCAAUCUGUAGUUGUCCGGGAGGCGCAACCUCUGCAGAAGGGAAGCAAGAAGAGCAAGAGACCCGAGAAGAGCCCUGCAAGCGCGUGGUAUACAUCCCAGGCCACCGGCGGCAGGUUUCUGUCUGUGGACCCUGUGUUCUCGCAAGAUGAGAAGUACAUCAUCCUUGCGGCUCCUCGCACAAUCCACAUCUACUCCGCGGCGACCUCGCUUCUGGUUCGGACAUUGCCAAUCGAUACUGAAGGCCUCAUUUCCGCAUAUGCUCUAUCCAGUUCAAAUGCGGACAACCUGUAUGUCACCACAUCCUCAGGGCUGAUUCUGCUCUGGGAUUGGGUCAACGGGCAACAGUUGCAACGAUGGGAGACUGGGUUGUAUAUUCAUGGCCUGGUCACGGUUACCUCGGAGAGCCUCAAAGGAGAUGUUGUCUAUACGCAGGAACAUGGCAACUAUUCCACGAUCACUGCUCGCCUACUCCAUCGAGGCGACGAGACUCCCGAGUCGGUCAUACUGUACAAGGGCAAGAACAUGCGGCCUCUCCAGUCGUUUAUGGUUCUGGCUGGCGGCAAAAUCAUAGUAGCAACCACGCCGGAUACUCUGAUUGUGGGUAACCUGGAGAGCCGUACUGUCUCUUCGCUGAAGGACAUGACUUUUAGCUGGCGAGAAAUCAAGGCUACAGAGUCGAUCACCUGCUUCGACGUCCAACUAUGGCAUCAGCUCCCAGCACAGCCAACCAGAGCGCAGCGCAAAGCUAUUGCUCAGGGCCUCAAGGAGCAUAUUGACAUUGCUAUUGGUUGUGGUGAUGGUGCAAUAUACAUCUACAAUGAUUUGCUGAAUCAGCUGAUCGCGGCUGAACGGCCAAACAAGGACUCGAAAGGCUCAGCUUUCCCGACACCCCGCAUCCUUCAUUGGCACAGAGAGCCCAUAGGCUCCUUGAAGUGGUCUCUAGAUGGCAAAUACAUCGUGUCAGGGGGCAGGGAGACUGUUCUGCUUCUAUGGCAGCUCGACACCGGCAAGCGGCAGGAACUUCCUCAUCUGACCUCCGCCAUCGACAACCUGACAAUAUCGCCUACCGGGUCGUCUUACGCCGUUCAGCUGGCGGAUAACUCCGUAAUAGUGCUGUCAACCAGUGAGCUGAACGCUAAGACCAACAUCGCUGGCAUCCAGAGCCGUGUCCGGUUCCUGGACGAAGCAGGCACGCCGCAUCCUCAGGCGACUGCCUCCGCGAAGCUGAAAGACGCGCCCACUCCUGUUGAUGCCUUCUCCAUGGUUCCUUGUGCCACCAAUCCCCUCCGGCCCACUCAGCUCCUACUUGCUGUUCCCGCUUCUCAGUCGAGGACUGAUGUGAACCAAAAGUUCCUUGCCGCGCCUUAUCUUCAAGCUUUCGAUGUGUCGUCGGCCCACCACGUUUACCGACAGGCUCUGACGCGCAACAACGCAACGAUCGUCAACGUCGGCCCUAAUGCCACAAAACUUGUGGAACCAAACGUGACCCACCUAAAAGUCAGUCAUGAUGGCCGGUGGCUCGCAACGGUCGAGGAGUGGCUUCCCCCCAAGUCCGAUGUCGAGCAUCUGGCCGCCGACGCACAGAUGGUGCACGAGGAGCAGUCUUUGCGUCGCGAAAUCUACCUGAAGUUCUGGGCAUGGAAUGAGGAGAAAGAGCAAUGGAUGUUGGAGACCAGAAUCGAUGCGCCUCAUGUGUCUCCAGACGGUGUGCUGCCAGGUCGGAUUUUAGACCUAGUGGCAGAACCGAGCCGGGUCGGGUUCGCUACUGUCGGCGAGGACGGCUCGGUGCGCAUGUGGAAACCAAAGACGAGGUUACGUGAUGGUACAGUGGUUCGUGGCAGCAACGCUGAAGGCCUAGUAAUAUGGUCAAGCCGGUUCGUGGUUGAGCUGGAGCAGGGCACAGACGCCCUCGACGCGGAAGUGGAUGCCCGAACGGCCUCUACUAUGCUGGCUGCCCGCUUGGCGUUUUCGUCUGACGGCUCAAUCCUUGCGGUGGCCCAGGAGCGAUCUCACAGCGAUAGCCAGGGCCUGGUCCAUCUUGUCGAUACCGCGACAGGAGAGAUACGACAAUCACGAGCGGGUCUCUACGAUGGCGGCCUCAUUGCUCUUGGAUUCCUGGACAGAUGCUUGGUCGUUCUCUCCGACGACCUCACCGUCUGGGACAUCGUGGACGACGAGCUUAGCUACAGCGUCAGCCUCUCCCUACCAAGUUUGACAGCCGCACAAAGGUCGGCCGUGACACAUCUCGCAAUCAAUCCCACAGACAUCACGUUCGCUGUUUCACUGCCUAACAAGGCCCACGGUCACGCACUACGCUCGAAGGUCCUUGUGUUCGAUCCGAAAGACCCCCAGCCCAUCUACUCGGAUAGAUUACCAAAUGUCGUCACAGCCCUACUCCCAGCCCACAGCGCCAAGGGCUACAUCGCCCUCGACGCCGCCGCCGAGAUCCGCAUCAUCGGUCCCAGAGCCGCGGCGGCUAUUCCGCUCAUACAGCCCACGGCGGCACCAGAGCAGUCGUUAGCCACCGUUGCGGAUGAGGAAGCUGUCGAGCCUGAAGAAGCCGCUGGCGAUGACGAAGACGUAGACAUUGAGGAAGCUACAAACACCGCAGCUGUGCCAGACGAGAUGGCUAUCGACGACGCCAACGAUGACGCGAACCCGGUUGUUAGGCCGGAGCAGUUGGCUGAGAUCUUUGAUGUGGGACCCAGCUUUGCGCUGCCGCCUGUGAAGGAGCUGUUUGAUGCUGUUGUUGGGUUGUAUGCGAGGAAGCCGGGGCAGGGAGGUGGGAGGGGGGUUGUUGCUUCCGCCCAGAGCAGCAUAGCGGUUUGGCUGUCUACUCGGUAG
Coniosporium apollinis CBS 100218 is the source of this 3048-nucleotide messenger RNA. RefSeq lists its product as uncharacterized. Gene Ontology annotation, cellular component: nucleolus. The coding region runs from base 1 to 3048 and encodes 1015 amino acids. Gene Ontology annotation, biological process: positive regulation of transcription by RNA polymerase I; positive regulation of rRNA processing. NCBI's taxonomy places the organism in Eukaryota, Fungi, Ascomycota, Dothideomycetes. The record is from RefSeq and is a predicted model, not a curated record. The transcript is spliced from 3 exons. Gene Ontology annotation, molecular function: protein binding; RNA binding.